Molecule: messenger RNA, 1082 nt
Organism: Cotesia glomerata
Lineage: Eukaryota; Metazoa; Arthropoda; Insecta; Hymenoptera; Braconidae
Product: B-cell receptor-associated protein 31
Exons: 3
Coding region: 266-961 (231 amino acids)
Biological process (GO): intracellular protein transport; endoplasmic reticulum to Golgi vesicle-mediated transport
Cellular component (GO): endoplasmic reticulum membrane; endoplasmic reticulum
Source: RefSeq, a predicted model, not a curated record
GCACUUACUCUGACGUGAAAGAAAACAUCAAGCAAAAACACUUGACAAAUUUGCCGUAUCUUAAAUCAUCCUGGUUACGGUGUCUGGGUAUAUAAAAGAGAAUAAGUACUUUCAUGACGUCAUUAUUCAAAAUUAUUUAUAAAUUGUAAACGGUAUAUCGUACUUUGAACAGUAUAGUCGAGAACUAUACCUGCCUGCCAUCAAUUGUAAUAACAUCUUAGUGAAUCUUAUAAUUAUAACAAGUAGAAGAUAGCAAUUAUUAACCAUGAGUUUACAGUGGACAUUAAUCGCCUCGUUUUUAUACGUUGAGAUAUUUAUAGUGUUGUUGCUGGUAUUGCCGGUAGCUUCACCAAAAAGAUGGCAAUCACUAUUCAAAUCAAGAUUUUUACAAAGUUUAAGUAAUCAAGCUUCAUUUUACUUCUUCAUGCUCCUCGCUAUUUUAGUAUUAUUUUUACUUGACGCCAUCAGAGAAAUGAAUAAAUAUUCCAAUAAAGAACAUACUGAGCAUGGUCACUUGGACGCUGAAAUGCAAGGAAGCAUGAGACUGUUCCGUGCUCAGAGGAACUUUUACAUUUCUGGGUUCGCCCUAUUUUUGAGUUUAGUUAUACGGCGGCUUGUGAUUCUAAUUUCUACACAGGCGACUCUUUUAGCACAAAGUGAAGCGGCUUUGCGCCAAGCUCAGUCAGCAACUACUACCGCGAAAAGUUUAUUGUCACAAAAAGGAGAAACAGCGCAAAACGACAGCAACGAAGCACAUGACAAAGUGGUCACCGAGCUGAAGUCAAAAGUAUCUGAACUAUCUCAAAAAAAUACAGAACUUGAGAAUGAGCUGAAGAAAGAGAAAAACGACAAAGAGGCUCUCAAAUCCCAGGCUGAAUCACUCGCCAAAGAGUACGAUCGACUCACGGGAGAGCAUGCUAAAUUAGUGAAAGCUGAAGGCAGUGAUAAAAAAAGUGAUUAAAUAAUUAAAUUAUUUUUUAUCAAUUUUUCAAUCCUCAUUUUCCAUCGCUUUUAAUACUUAAUACUAUUUAUACUUGUUCAUAGCUAUUUUACUUUUGUUGUAAAUUAUAAUCAAUAUUGAA